CCCACAGCAGGGUCAGAAAGGAGGUGGUCACCCUUAGUCGUGGCCUCAGACGGUUUCUGAACGUUGGUGUCUGGCAACGCCACCCCCUCUUGCUUUGGUUCCGCAAUGCCUAUGUACCAGUAUACUGUUCUGUCGCAUGACUCUGCACCAUAUACUUAUCCAUUCUACUUGCUCGGGGACGCUGGAUUGUUUGCCAUUUUAACCUGCUAUGAAUGAUUCUGCAGUUUCUACUCUUACACAGAGGAGCAGGCAUGGGGAAGAGCCUAACCCGUCUCUGCAAGCUCUUGAGUCCCGCCAAGAUGAUAUUUUAAAACGUUUGUAUGAGUUGAAAGCUGCAGUUGAUGGUCUCUCCAAGAUGAUUCAGACACCAGAUGCAGACUUGGAUGUAACCAACAUAAUCCAAGCUGAUGAGCCCACAACUUUAACCACCAAUGCAUUGGACUUGAAUUCAGUGCUUGGGAAGGAUUAUGGGGCACUGAAAGACAUUGUGAUCAACGCGAACCCAGCCUCUCCUCCCCUCUCCCUGCUGGUGCUGCACAGGCUGCUCUGUGAGCACUUCAGGGUCCUGGCCACAGUGCACAUGCACUCAUCCGUCAAGAGUGUGCCUGAAAACCUGCUCAAGUGCUUUGGAGAACAGAAUCUAAAACAGCCCCGCCAAGACUAUCAGCUGGGAUUCACUUUAAUUUGGAAGAAUGUGCCGAAGACUCAGAUGAAAUUCAGCGUCCAGACGAUGUGCCCCAUCGAAGGAGAAGGGAACAUUGCACGUUUCUUGUUCUCUCUGUUUGGCCAGAAGCAUAAUGCUGUCAAUGCAACUCUUAUAGAUAGCUGGGUAGAUAUUGCCAUUUUUCAGUUAAAAGAGGGAAGCAGUAAAGAAAAAGCUGCUGUUUUCCGCUCCAUGAACUCUGCUCUUGGGAAGAGCCCUUGGCUCGCUGGGAAUGAACUCACCGUAGCAGAUGUGGUGCUGUGGUCUGUACUCCAGCAGACCGGAGGCUGCAGUGUGACAGUGCCAGCCAACGUGCAGAGGUGGAUGAGAUCUUGUGAAAACCUGGCUCCUUUUAACACAGCCCUCAAGCUCCUUAAGUGAAUUUCCAUAACUGAUUUUAAAGGGUUUAGAUCUUAAGAAUGGUGCUGUUUCAUGCCUAUUACCAGUUAAGGGACUUGUAUUAAAAUUCAAGAUCUUUUUAUUUAGGCCAGUUGUAAGUGUCAAUAAAAGCAUCAUGUAAUUU
Molecule: messenger RNA, 1226 nt
Organism: Callithrix jacchus (white-tufted-ear marmoset)
Lineage: Eukaryota; Metazoa; Chordata; Mammalia; Primates; Cebidae
Gene: AIMP2
Product: aminoacyl tRNA synthetase complex interacting multifunctional protein 2
Cellular component (GO): aminoacyl-tRNA synthetase multienzyme complex
Source: RefSeq, a predicted model, not a curated record